AUGCUCUUCAACAACAUUGCCUCCGCCGCCGCCGCCGCCUGCGUGCUCCUCGUCCCUUCCGUCCUGGCGGAGGUCAGGCUGCAAUGGCACCCCUCGGGCAGCUGCAGCACCUCUGGCGGGCCGCAGAGGGUCUACGGUACCGGCGUGUGCAUCAGUCUCAGCUCGACCAGCAACUCAGUCAACAUUCUUUCUCGCCAAGGGUCCUGCAACCUGGUGACAUACACCGCCAACGGCUGCUCCGGUGGCCGGAGAGUGUUGAACAGCAACGGCUGCUGGACCCUGAGCGGUAGGAACUCCGCGCGGGUUGAGUGCUGA
Molecule: messenger RNA, 315 nt
Organism: Colletotrichum graminicola M1.001
Lineage: Eukaryota; Fungi; Ascomycota; Sordariomycetes; Glomerellales; Glomerellaceae
Exons: 2
Coding region: 1-315 (104 amino acids)
Source: RefSeq, a predicted model, not a curated record